UUCUGGAUUUUUAGUGGAAUCGGCUUUAUUUUGGAACCAGGAGAAGAGCGGUCUGGAGCCUGAGCUGUGCUGAGCGGUAGAUUUAUCGAAAGCGAGCUGACUUGAGGCGAUGCGAGCUUUAUUACACAGACUAGUAAAGUAAUUUAACGUUAAAGACCCAGACCAGACCCAGAUAACUAACUUAGAUUAUUAGCGUUAUAUAUAUAUUAAACUACAGAGGCGGCGGAGAGCUAACGUUACAGGUUAUUACUGUUACUGUUAGUUAUAAAGAGGAGGAUGAUCAGGUUUUUAUUAACUGUUAUUGAGUGUGAGAAUCACGAGGCCAAGAAUAAACGUUAAAGUUGCCUACUGUAACUUUUUGUAUUUUUAUAUGUUAGUGAAUUUUAACGUGUAACGUAUUUUGGACAACAUUUAAACAGUCAGCUGUCGCUCGUUUAACGAUAAAAGUCUAAAAAUGAGGAAGACAAAGAAGUGUGCUGAACGACUGGUGGGCUCUGUCAACGACGUUUGUCAGCUCUGCAAUCGACGUGACAACUGUCCAGACAAAUAUGGAGAGAAGUUCACCCUUAAAAAGCACAACAUCACCGUCCAUUAUUUCUGCCUGCUGAUGUCCAGUGGAAUAUUCCAGAGAGGAAAAGAGCAUGAGGGUAUUCAUGGCUUUCUUGUAGAUGACAUAAAGCAGGAGAUUCGCAGAUCUUCCAGACUGAGGUGCGUUGCCUGUAAAAAGGUUGGUGCUUCGGUAGGAUGCUUUAUUAAAAGCUGCAGACAGAUGGUCCACAUGCCUUGUGGAGUUGAGCAGCAGUUUAUCUUCCAGUUCACUGACUCUUUCCCGUCUUUCUGUAAAAAGCACAGACCCACCCAGACCUGCUCUUCAGUCCCCACUCUGCCUGUCUGCUGCUCCAUCUGCUUGGAGCAUAUCGAGCCGGUUCUGUCCUACUCUGUGCUCAAGUGUCCUGCUUGUCAUGGAAGUUGGUUUCAUAGGAACUGUGUUCAGUAUCAGGCACACAGUGCUGCAAAGUUUUUCUUUAAAUGUACCCUCUGCAACAACAAGGACCAGUUCCAACAAGAAAUGCUCAGAAUGGGAAUACACAUACCAGAAAGAGAUGCAUCAUGGGAAUUGGAGGAUAAUGCUUAUGGGGAGCUGUUGGAAGUGUACCAGCAUUGUGAUGCUGUGAAAUGUUCCUGUGAAAAAGGGCGAGGUUACAGUGCAGAGACAGGGGUUUUUGAGAUUGUCAGAUGCAAAUUCUGUGGAUCCAGAGGAACCCACCGAAAAUGUUCCUCCCUCAAGAAUUAUGAGACCAGCUGGAGUUGUAUUGACUGCAAAGGUGCAGCUGAAGGAACAGUGUCCACGUUGCCAACCCAUGUCAAAUCACCCCUGGCAAAGAGGCAAGAAAAGAAGAGAUUAAUUAAAAGGUGUCUUUCAAGCCUCCACUCGUCACUCAUCUCCAAAAGGCGCUGUGUGGAUGCAGGUCCUGCAGAGAUUUUAAUGGAUCUUGCCACUCAGUUAAUUCCACAUCAGACCACAGAAGUGCUGCUAAAAAGCGACCAAGUACUUGAAGCUGCCCUGCAGGCUGUGCGGCAGAGUGACUUUAACCCCUGUCACAGACUGUCUGUCAGAUUCAUCAGAAGCAGAGAAAGUCAUAAGGUGGUGAACCAGCACCGGUUCCUCAGCCUCCUCCUGCAGGACCUACAGAACUCAUGUGUUUUUGAAGGUCCUGAGGGGUCUAAAAACUUGGCCCUGAAUUCACAAGCACUGAGGGAUGAUCUUUACUUUGAGAUUGGAAGUUUGCUUUCCCUCACUCUUGUUCAUGGAGCUUCUCCUGUGGCCUUCUUCUCUCCUGCACUCUACCACACCCUGUUCCAUUACCCACCUGAUUACAAACUCACCGUCCAAGACCUGGGAGACACCACCAUAACACCCAAAGUCACGAUGAUAGCAGAAUCCAGCUCGUUAUCAGAGCUGAAGAAAGCAAUGCGGGCUGCUUCUGAGUACUUACAAGUAGCAGGCUGCUGGCGGGAAGUCGAACAACUGGAUGAUAAAAACGCGCUGCUGGAGGACAUUCUGAACUUUUACCUGAUCGUAAGAAUGGAGAUGCCUCUUCAAAGAUUUCGUGAAGGCCUCAGGACAUUAGGGGUUUUCGAGCGCAUCCAGGCUUGUCCAGAGGGUUUUUACCCGCUUUUCUGUGACCCAGUGGAAAGGAUGACAGCUGAAGCCAUGUUUUCCCUUUUCACUUCGCAAUUUUCAGAGAAUGAGGAAAAGAAAGCAAGAGAAGAGACAACCCUGGGGUUUUGGAAGCAAUACCUGCAUGAAUGUGAAGAUGGACAGUGUGCAGCAUCUCUAGAGGACAUUCUUCUAUUUGCCACCGCUACAGAUGUGAUCCCCGCCAUCGGCUACAGCCCCGCACCCAUGUUCUCAUUCUUUACCCCCCUCGACCCCUCUUGUGCUUUUCCUCAAAGCCAGCCUGAAGCUAACCAUCUCAUUCUGCCUGUGCUGCCCUCCUACGAGCUGUUCAAAAAGCACCUGGAGUAUGCUGUAUGUGAGCUGUCUGUGAUGCAGGUCCUUUAAAACCUCUGAAGUCUCCAGAACUUUUGGGUCAGAGAUGAAAUGCAGACUGUAAUGGUGCUACUUGCUUACCUUUGGAAUAUAUAUCUCAUCUGCCACAGCAUCGUGGAUGUUGGACUAUCAGGAGUAUAUAGGCAUUUGUCCUAUAAAAUCUCAUGGUGGGAGAGCUACAGAAAAAAAAUACCAAAAAAUGAGCAGACUUUUGCAUUAUUUUCAGAACAGGUUAUGAAACUUACAUUUUACCUUUUUUUGUGCGAAAAAAUAAAGUGUGUAACUUUUUGAUUGUGAUAUUGGUGUGAUUUAAUGUGGUGUAAAUAAAACAGAAUGUUAGAGCUUUUGAGAUUCAGAAUACAUAUUUAUAUUUAAACCUCUUGCAUCCUCUGUAAACAUAAUGUUUCUCCAAUGUUACACUGUUUCUCUGUGUUCCUCUUUUCUUAGUUUUUGGUAAAAGGUGCUUUUUCAUGCUUUUGUUGGUCUUGCCUGUUUAUAUAGUCUUGCGCAAAAGAUUGGACUUGACAAGGGUGGAUUUUUGGAGCAUAAUUUGUUCCAAAUGAUGAAUAAUUUUCCUUAAGCUGAAGAUAUUUUUACACUAGCAUUGUACAUUAUGCAUUUUUAAGAUGUUUAAGUACAUUUUAUGUGAGUGCUUUUACAUACUUUUACAUAUAUAUGUAUACAUGGAACUGUACUGCAGGAAUUUUACUAAGCAUUUUCAUGAGUCAUAAAAUGAUACCUUUGUAACUUCAGUUUUCCAUUGUCAUGAAGAAUGAACCAGUAGAUAUCAUCCACACUUAUUUGUGUUAUACAUUGACUUCUAUUGAAAGUUUAGAUGUGUUUUUUUUUUUUUUUUUUUUUUGCUUAUAUUUACUAGUCUUUAAAUACUAGGUAUUGCAUGUCAGUGGAGAUAUGUAACGUUAUGCAUUAAAUGCAGUGCUCGUUUUCCCUCAGUUUAUGUUGUUUCUGUGAAAGCUUGAGAAAUAUUCUGAGAAUUUGUUGAUAUCCAUAAUCAUUUUUUUCUGAUUUGCAGGUCCGUCCUUCAGUCUUGAUCUUCUGAAAAGCAUGUAAUGAGAAACUGUUGCCCAUUAUUUAUUAAAUACUUCCUUUCUGA
This is a messenger RNA of Astyanax mexicanus (Mexican tetra), 3668 nucleotides long. RefSeq names its product G2/M-phase specific E3 ubiquitin protein ligase (gene g2e3). Gene Ontology annotation, molecular function: ubiquitin-protein transferase activity. The transcript has 14 exons. Lineage: Eukaryota; Metazoa; Chordata; Actinopteri; Characiformes; Acestrorhamphidae. Bases 455 to 2566 code for a protein of 703 amino acids. Gene Ontology annotation, cellular component: nucleus. The record is from RefSeq and is a predicted model, not a curated record.